Molecule: messenger RNA, 3492 nt
Organism: Gallus gallus (chicken)
Lineage: Eukaryota; Metazoa; Chordata; Aves; Galliformes; Phasianidae
Product: zinc finger protein 501-like
Exons: 4
Coding region: 429-1871 (480 amino acids)
Biological process (GO): regulation of immune system process; negative regulation of transcription by RNA polymerase II; regulation of cytokine production
Source: RefSeq, a predicted model, not a curated record
GGCAGAUCUGUCGUGCAGCACGCUGCUGUGCAGGAGAGCUCGAGGGGUGCUUGGGCUGCUCCCUGUUUUGGGGUGAGAUGACCGACUCCUUGCCAUGCUUUGUUUUUAGGCAUGCAGUCCAUGUGCCCUCAGCUGUUGAAGUGAGAGUCAGCUAUGAGUUCUCUCAGCCCCGCAGUUUGAGACGUCUUUCUGAUGGUUCAUCUCUUUGAGCCAGAGCGUUAGCAGUGCUGUUGCUGGUUGCCUUCCUGUGCCAGGCCUGGUGUGCCAUCCCGGAGGCAGUGCCCUGCAGAUGGGCUGGGGAGGGCUGGGCUGGGACAGGGACUGCUGCGUUGCCUGCCAGCUGCCCUGCCCUUUCUCUUGUCCCUGCAGGCUCCAGUUCAACUUGUGCCUUCCAGGCGUGAUCAUCCCAGGCUGCAGGAGAGCAGCAAAUGGCCACAGCACAUCCGUGUCAGGAGCCCGUGAGCUUUGCGGAGGUGGCCGUGUAUUUCAGCAGGGAGGAGUGGGCGCUGCUGGACCCUGCGCAGCGAGCGCUCUACCGGGACGUGAUGCUGGAGACGUACCAGUGCGUGGCCUGGCUGGCUCCACUUCCAGCCCCCAAACCCGGGCUGAUCUCCCUGCUUGAAGGAGGGGAAGACCCCUGGAUCCCAGGUGUGCGUAGCCCUGAGGCCGUGCCAGGAGACCUGAGCCCAGCAGGAACUGGGAUUACAGAUAUACUGGAGGAUGUGCAGGAAAGUGGUGUGGCCGAAAGGCGGUGGGGUAGUGCCUGUGUGGGAGAAAUCAGAAGGGAUGUCCCAGGAGGCCUGGAGCAAGGUCAGGGUGAGCACAUCAAGAAGGCACUGGGAGAGCAUCUGGAAGAGAAAGGAAGGAGCCCACUGGACUUCAACAUAGGUGAAAAGCAGGACGUAGAGCCCAGGAGCAAGGAUGUGUGUCAGAUGAAAAAGCAGAAUCCAUGCACUGAGUGUGGGAAAAGCUUGGAAAUAGAUUCCAGCAUCAUUAACCACCAGUGCAUGCACGCAACGCAGAGCCUGUACAAGUGCUGUGAGUGUGGGAAGAGCUUCAACAGCAGUUACAACCUUACCCGCCACCAACGCAUCCACACAGGAGAGAGACCCUUUCAGUGCUCUGAGUGUGGGAAGGGCUUCAACAGCAGUUGCAACCUUACUUGCCACCAACGCAUCCACACAGAGGAGAGACCCUUUCAGUGCUCUGAGUGUGGGAAGUGCUUCAAACGCCGUUCUGACUUGAAGCAGCACCUGCGCAUGCACAGACAGGAGAGACCCUUUCAGUGUUCCAUGUGUGGGAAGAGCUUCAAAAGAAGAUGCGAGUUAAAGCUGCACCAGCGCAUCCACACAGGGGAGAGGCCCUGCAAGUGCUCUGAGUGUGGGAAGAGCUUCAGCAGAAGUUCCCACCUCACCUACCACCAACGCAUCCACACAGGAGAGAGACCCUUUCAGUGUCCUGAGUGUGGGAAGAGCUUCAACAGCAGUUCCCAUCUCACCUGCCACCAACGUAUCCACAAAGGAGAGAAACCCUUUCAGUGCUCUGAGUGUGGGAAGGGCUUCAAAACGAAGUUUGAAUUGAAGCUGCACCAGCGCAUCCACACAGGGGAGAGACCAUACAAGUGCUCUGAGUGUGGGAAGGGCUUCAAAAGCAAUUCUAACCUCACCUGCCACCAUCGCAUCCACACAGGAGAGAGACCCUUUCAGUGUCCUGAGUGUGGGAAGAGCUUCAAACGCAGUUCUGAAUUGAAGCAGCACCAUCGCAUCCACACAGGACAGAGACCCUUUCAGUGUCUGGAGUGUGCAAAGAGCUUUAAACGCAGAUCUCAUCUCAACACGCACAAGCGCACCCACAGAGCACAACGGCUGUAGAAGCUCCCCAAGACUCUGGGAACCUUCAAAAGCAGUUCCAGCCUCAUUAGCGACCGGCACUGCCACAGAAGGUACAGAUCCUGCAGAACCUCAAACUUGUGAAGAGCUUCAGCCAAAGCCCCACCCUGGUUACGACCUGUGGCUUUGUGUUUUGAACCUUACAAAUCCCUUGAGUAGAGGAUGAGCUCUGCAGCCAAAAUCCUUCUUCUUCUCUGCUGCUCUUCUUUCUCCUCUUUGGAUGCGAAUUCUGCAUGUUGCUCUCUGUCAGCUGCAGUCAAGGUGUUGAGCGGACACUCAAAGGAGAGUCCAGAGUGGGAUGUGUCACAGCCACUGGAAACCCUCUGCCAGGUGGCACGUUUCUGCCAGGGCAGUGUGCAAGGACAGUCACCUCUUAUCUCCCCUGUAGAAACUCACCUGCAUAGGUGGGAUUGGAAUACCUAGGAUGACACAGGUGGGGAACCAAAUGGUUCGAAUCUACCCGCUAAUUGUGUCCACACAGUCAGCCCAAUCUCCAUGGCUCUCCUUGCUCGAGGUGUUGAGGAGCUGUAAGGCAUGCCUGGCUGCCAAAGGGCAGAUCUGUGCUGAGGAGCUUUGCAGUCUCCCACAGCUGUUGUGGGAUGGCUAAAGGACGUGGCAAAAGAGACUGGAGUGAGUUGUGAAAAAGGGAAGGCUAUUGCCCGGGUGGUGGGAGUGGGGGUGUUGAAUGUUGUUCCCCAAUCAGAACAAGAUAAGAAUUUGGUUAAUUUCAUGGCCUCUGCUACCAUUUGGGUCCUUUAUUACAAUUAAUACCUCUUUUCAGGGGUCUUUCUACUUUAGCAGGGUUCUCUGGUACUUUGCAUUGCUCGUCCUCUAGAUAAACCUUCCCCAAAAACACAUACUCAGUAUAUAAGUAAAAUAAUAUAUACAUACAUAUAGAUAUAGAGAUAUCCAUCGAGAUUAGGUAGAUGGAGUAAGUUACAAGCACAAAGACUGAAGCUCCUGUCUGUCCAGCUUUCUGAAACACAUCUGGGCCUUCAGUUAAAGGCCAGGUAGACGUAAUAGAUAUCUUUGCAAAUCACAAACCCCUUGAUGUUGGAAAACUGCUAGCUUUUGGUGCUGGAUAGACAGGGCCUGAGCAACAGAGAAUUAAAGGAGAAGUUGAACAAUUAACAGCACACAUAUAUAUGCUAGUAACAACUUAUGUAUAGACUGCAUGAAAAAAAAAUAUAUGUCACACACAUUGCAAGAACGUCCUGCACAAAUUAAAAGGACAACUCCUUAGGGAGUGCCUGAAGAACAUAUUGAGGAACAUCUGGCACCUCCCUCCAUACUCUUUGUCUAACAAAGACUCUGAAGAAAAUCACCACAUCAGUACGAAUGAGAAGGGUACUGAGACAUGUUAGAGACAAAAGGACUGCUGCUGACUGACACCACAUGACACACGAAUUAACAAGUGAUUAACAAAUGUAAACCUUUUGAUAAGAUUGUGAACCUGGAGCACCCAGCCAGUGGGGAAACAGGGGAGGCAAGGGGUGUGUGGGGGGGGAAACAAGGUACAAAAGCUGUCAUGUCCGUACCCAUAAGCACGCUCUUCUGCUUGUGGGAUGCCUGCCACUGCAAUUGUGAAUAAAAUCUGCUUUAU